Suillus subaureus is the source of this 1896-nucleotide messenger RNA. RefSeq lists its product as uncharacterized. The coding region runs from base 1 to 1896 and encodes 631 amino acids. NCBI's taxonomy places the organism in Eukaryota, Fungi, Basidiomycota, Agaricomycetes, Boletales, Suillaceae. The record is from RefSeq and is a predicted model, not a curated record. The transcript is spliced from 8 exons.
AUGCCACACAAUGUCCUGGGCUUGUGCUUCUUGAAGAUUAAGGAGGACAAACAGCAUGCCAAGGAUGCACAAGACACACAGGAAGCUGAUUUGCAGCAUGGAAUUGAUCGUAUUGCAAGCAUUGAGGCUGCCAUGGAGUUGGAGCAGGGUAUCCAGGUGACUGCAAAAGCGAAGCCAGUAAAGCCUCAUGCUAGGCCAGUCAAGAAAAAGACAGAUAGGGUAGGUGCAGCUAGUGAACUUACCUCUGGGAGUCUGCCUGUACCUCCAGCACCAGCUCAGAGUCAAGGUGGCAUGAAGGGCCAGGAUGCUGGUGAUAUGGGUGAAGGAGAUGUUGAAGCAGUUGGGAACAAGGUUGCAAAGCUGCUGAAGAAGAUCAAGAAGGUGCAUGAGGCAAUCAGUGCUACAAUCCUUGGUAGUGAUCAGCAAGUCAAAGAGACUGGUACUGACAAGGAAAUCCUUUACUGUCAUAAGAAAUUCGGUUUGACAGGAAAGGUCAACAACUGGCGCACUCACAUGGAACCUGAAACCAAGUCAAAAGUGUCCCCUGUCGCAAGACCUGAAACUGAACCUUCAGGUGGCUCUGUUUUGUCAGUGACAACCCUGAAGACAAGUCAGACUGUGGCAACCACAGUCUCACUUGCAAAAGACCCACCCCUUUCCUUGAUGGAUUCAUCAGACAAUUCCAUAUCGGACAAUGGUGAGGAUGGAGGCAAUGAAGAAGAUGGAAAUGGGGACAAUGAAGAUUUUGAAGAGCACCUGUCUACUAAUGUAAAAGGGAAGGUGGGAAUGAAGAUUGCUGAGAGUUCAGAUGAUGGAUUGUCCAACAUUCCUGUAUCCACACCAUUUAAUCUACUGCUGUUUAGUCAACAAGCUGACAUAGUAAGACUUGCUCUGGAGCAGGCCCAGCAACCUCACGCAGUCUUGUCCAUGAAGAGAACAAUCAAGGAAGCCAGGUUGAUAGGCUCCUCUGAAGACAACAAUCAAGACAACAACAACGAGGGGGAGAAGGAGGAGGAGUUCAUUAUUGACCCUAUGUUAGUCAAUAAAGAAUCUUCCUCAAUCACAAAGGUCCCUGAGCAAAUGUGCACUACUACAAAGACUAGUGUGACAGUCACUGGCACUGAGAAACCAAACCCACCUAAGAAACUGAAAUUGGAACCCAUCCUUCCAACAAUCCCUGAACCCAGCUUGAUGUCUGCUGACAUGGCAACACAACCCAAAUCUGGAAGUGCCCAGCCAAAACUUUGGUCCAUCAAGGCCGAAAAUUUACAUCCAGCGCUCCAGGCCAUUUUUGACAUUGCAUUUCCAGGAAUGAAUUACAAUGUUCAACCAAAAGGCCCUAUUAUGGGCUUGGAACUAGCAGCAAGUCUUCUCAAGAAUUGGGCUUUCCUCUAUGAGGAUCCAGAGAAUUGUGACCCCAACAAGAUCUACCAGUCGGUGUUCAUGAUAGAAAUGAUCAAGUCUGCUCACAUCAAUGCAACUGCUGGAUUCCUCAAUGUACCGGCACUUGACACAGACACUCUACAAGUGAAGGGCAUGCAAGCUAUAAUCACUGCAAGUGCUGCUGCACUCAAAUGCACUUUCAAUUUCUCUGCAAAGCCAAAAAAAUUUGCCAAUGACUUCAGCACUGGCACCAACAGUGUGAAGGGCAGCAUUAGGGCCUGCAAAACACCCCUGAAGUGCAACAAAUCAACCAGUAAAGACACCACUACAGCAUCAGUGUUUUCAGAGGCUAACUGCAGCUCAGUGACAUUGGAAUAUUAUGAAUCCCUCAAGAGGCGAGGGGUGAAGUACACAAUGGAUACAAUUGCCUUGGUGCAGAAGUGGCAGGAAAUGGCCCAAGAUGCUCCUUCUCAGCUAAAGCCGAUGGGCAGACAUGCCCUGCUCUGUAAGUAA